Molecule: messenger RNA, 2266 nt
Organism: Dermacentor andersoni
Lineage: Eukaryota; Metazoa; Arthropoda; Arachnida; Ixodida; Ixodidae
Source: RefSeq, a predicted model, not a curated record
CAAUAUAGAUGAGCAGCAAAAGCUCCUCAACAAGCUCUUUGGUGGAGUAAUGUACAACAGAUUCCCGCUGAAAGACAUGUAUUUCGCUGUACGCCCAGAUGGAGCACCGAAUACCAGUACGCUGUACCGCUUCAACUUGACGAACGGACUGCUACUCAACAUUGGCCACUUUCUCAAGCCAAAAUACAAAAAAGAGACAUGCCACGCCGAAUGGAAAGGAGAUGUCUUGACUGCAAGGUGCCGUUUUGAUAUCAAGCACGCCUCCAUUUCAUAUGAUGUCAUGAUGUCCGUCGGACGCCCUGUGGUGCAGGAGUUCAAGCUCGUAGCGUUGAUCAGCGAGUUCAUAUUCGGCAGACAUCACAACCCUUGCGUGCUGACCAUGUUCAUUUACCACCGCAAGGGAUGUACCGGCAACAUGUGCGAUAUACGACAGUGCCACAUUACGGAAUUCAUGUUGGCUGCGAUCACGUUUCCCACAUUCCGGAUGUUCGACUACCCUCCGUUUAAAGCCAAUGCGAGUCUAGCAGAUGCAGUGUUUGAGAACUUCGAAGUGAAAUUGUACACUGAGGUUAGACUUAAUGUGAUGCGAACCAUUACCUCUAAAUGUCGCGAAGAACUGCCUAAAAGAAACAUAAACUAACGCGUGUUUUGAAUUUAUUCUUGAAGUAUAAAUAACGUUUCAGUUUAAAAAUGAUCAAAACUGCACGUUUCAGGAGGAGGGCAAAAUGCAAUCUUUGACAAAGUCAAUACUGUCAUCAACAUGUGUAACGUUUGAGAGUCAACACCAGCGUGACUGCACGACAAAGAGAAGAUACGCUUCCGAGGCCUUUAUCCGGAGCACUUUUCACCAACACAAAUUCUUCAUCACCCUUAGGCGACACCUGCAGAGAAGUUAUUUACCACCUCAUAUUGAGCAUCAACGACUUGGUAACACUGUUUUUCUAUACUGUAAAAUGUGUACACAUCUGAAUAAGCUGUUUAAUACAUGUGUUGCUCCAAAGAAAAUGUAUACCCGUAAUCGAUAGCGCAACCUCCAUUUUCUUAUCGGUGGUAUGUCGUCAAUUUAACCCACAAUGCGCUUGCACUUUAAUUGAUUGACCCUUCGCUGGCAUUCCUCUAUACAAAUACGUGUAUGCUAUUCCCCGACAGAAUUAUUUGCAGUCUAUAUGAAAGGUAACUAUAUCAUUGAUAUGAUUACCUGCUGCACCUUGAAAGCAGUAUUGUUAAUCUGACGAAGAAAAUAAGGGUCACUGAAAGAGGUAGGGCGUAGUUACUCCGGGAACUGUUGGUUGGGAUUCUCGUUUCCGCGAUGAAAACAGAGACUACAAUCACCUCUUUCAAUGCCGAUGGUAUGUUUCCUGUCAGCCAGAUAAUGUUGUAGGCAGACAACAGCGUCAUCUGGGUGUCAGGGAGAGGGUGAUUUCACCAUUAUGUAUAUGAUUCCAUCAGUUCAAGGUGCACAUCUCUCACAGCCAACCAAACAAGCUCUGAACUCGGCAGCCCUAAAAGGAAGGUUGUACGCUUCAUUGCCUCUACAUUUGCUGUUCGAUGCUUUUUUUCUGCUCUCUGUUUUUGAUUCUGUAAUGACUGUGGAUAGUUCGCAGAGCUAGACACACGCUGGAAAUGUGGUCCGAGAGUGCUGGUCAGGUCUUGUAUGCUGUUGCCUUGAUCAUCGACGAAAGGCAAGAGGUCAACAGUACUUCUUGUUUCUGUUCGUAUACGCUUUAGCCCUAACAAUGCGGUUUGAAAUCCAAGGCCUACUGACUAAUUUUUGGGGCCUCUUCCAUACUUUCGCUUCUUUCUCUAGAAAUUUAUGCUGAUGAUGUAUUUUUCCGAGCUUCCUGGUUAGAAAUACGUCGCGUUCAUCUGCCUUGCGAUUUGACGUGCUUGAAGUUAAUGAUGCGACAACUGGAAUCUUCGGAUGCAACUUUCCAUCGAGGUGGAUGCGGGAGGAAUUCAUGUUCCGCUAAUGUUCUGAGGCUGAUGGAAAUGUAAUCACUCCCACAAGGGUUUGUAACUACGUCCAUUUGUAGGCAUAGCAAAAGUGUGGCAGAUCAGGUAACUAAAUCUAUCGCAGAGUAAGUGUCAUGUUCUGUAAACAUGUUGUUGAAGUUCUUUGAGAGUUGGGGAUGAAAAACCUAUUGUCAUCUAGGUAUUACUAAUAUAAUCAGCCUAGUAUUAUUGAUAAUAGUAUUGAUUUUAUAGUAAUAUUUUCAACUAAAAUGGUAAUAAAAUUGAUCACUCAAUAUGAUAGGAAAUGUGUUCC